Molecule: messenger RNA, 2502 nt
Organism: Ornithodoros turicata
Lineage: Eukaryota; Metazoa; Arthropoda; Arachnida; Ixodida; Argasidae
Product: disintegrin and metalloproteinase domain-containing protein 10-like
Exons: 14
Coding region: 46-2340 (764 amino acids)
Biological process (GO): Notch signaling pathway; membrane protein ectodomain proteolysis
Cellular component (GO): plasma membrane
Molecular function (GO): metalloendopeptidase activity
Source: RefSeq, a predicted model, not a curated record
GUCAUCGUGACCUACGAGUCAUGCUCACUGUUCGAAGCCUUCGGCAUGCACUGUCAGUCGGUGUUUCUCGCAGUUCUUUUGUCCCUUGUCAUCCCAUCCGUUGCUCAGAACGACGAACCAUUGAAGAAAAUGCUGCGUUAUUACGAACGCAUUUUCUACGAGCCUGUUCGCUCCCGACCCACCCACUGGCGGCGGAAACGAUCAUUGGAUGCCAACAAAGGACGUCUCUUCUUGACCUUCAAAGCAUACAACAGGCAUUUCCACUUAAGCCUCAAGAAUGAUCGAUCCACCUUCUCGGAUGACUUCGUUUUGGAGACAGCUAGCGAAGGCCGGGUCCAACCGAAGCUGGAUCAUAUUUACUCAGGCUACCUCGUAGGUGAACCCAAUAGUCGUGUCUUCGGAUACAUGUUGGACGGCAUUUUCCACGGUAGAAUCACCACACCCACUCAAGAGUACUACUUAGAGCGAGCUAACACGUAUAUUAAGAACAGCGGCAAGUUUCACUCCAUCAUAUAUACUGCGAGCGACGUGAUCAUGCCCGAAGGUGGUUGCGGUCUGUACGGGACAACGAAAGAGUGGAUGGACAGAAUUCUGCGCCGCUACGCUCGCAAAGAUCCUGCAAGACAGAAGCGUCCAAAGCGGUGGCUUAGAGAAGCAGUCACUCUUGUCGAAGAGGCCAACGAAAAUCUUACAUCGAACCAGCGACACAAAAGACCGAGGGCCGUCGUCUCGCCCAACGUAAAGCGUGUCUGCAACGUCGAGGUUACCAUCGACCACACGCUGUACAACAUCUUUUACCGUGAUAUCGAAGACCCUCUUCGUGUUCGGGACGCUCUCUCAGGCCUGGUUAGCUCACACAUCGCAGCAGCGUCGGAAAUCUUCUCAAAUACUAAUUUCUACGGCAUCACUGACAUUGCGUUCGAUGCCCAAAGAAUAAUCAUUAAUGACACCGCUGCAUGUGAAGGGCAACGAAAGGCGAGAAAUCCUUUCUGUUCGUCACACCUCGAUGCUGCACACAUGCUCCACGAAUUCUCCAAGUCACGCCACGACGACUUCUGCGUAGCUUAUGUGUGGACCUAUCGAGACUUCCCUAAUGGCGUCCUAGGCCUCGCUUACGUUGCUGAGCCAUCGGGCAAUAGUGGAGGCUUAUGCGUGGGCUACUACACGGGUAUUGGGACAGACUUUCCCUCCGACUACGCAGGGCCACUCAGUUUGAACACGGGUGUCGUCACAUUCAUGAACCAGAACAACCACCUCAUCGGACGGGUCUCUCAGCUCACAUUUACUCAUGAGCUCGGACAUCACUUCGGGGCACAGCACGACGAGGGCGAAUGUGCACCGGAAGGAGACGUGGGCAACUUCAUCAUGUACCCUAGCGCAACGAUGGGAGACAAACCGAACAACAAAAAAUUUUCACCGUGCAGCAUCAAAGCAAUAUCCGCCGUCAUACAUCCCCUCUUAGCAGGGGAAGGAUCGAGAACAAACUGCCUCCAAGAACCACGAGGCCCCUUCUGUGGGAACAGCAUUCGCGAGACAGGCGAGGAAUGCGACUGCGGCUAUGAAACGAGCGACUGCAAAGACAAGUGUUGCUAUCCUAGGGAACAUCAUGAGGUGAACCGCAAAGGUUGUACGCUCACACCCAAUUCAAAGUGCAGUCCCUCCAACAGCAGGUGCUGUAACGGUGACUGUCAGCUUUACAAUUCUACUCAGAUGUGCAGGGUUGAAGAUGAUUGUACCUGGGAAUCAUACUGCGAUGGUACAACGGACAAGUGUCCUCCGAAUCAACCGAAAGACAAUGGGACCCUUUGCAAUAAAGGCACACAGAUUUGCGUAGCUGGCGAGUGCCGCCUGUCCGUGUGCAAGAAGUACGGCUUUAAAGAGUGCUACCUUUCCGGCUCUCACUACAGCUUGGAGGAUAUGUGUCUCAUUGCCUGCCAAGAAAAUGAUGACGAUGCCGAAUGCAAGCCAGCGUGUUCAUUUGAAGUGAUGAAGGACCUAUGCGGGAGGCGCAUGGAACCUGGAGCACCCUGUGACCAUCUGCGGGGCUACUGCGACGUCUUUCAUAAAUGCCGUCGAAUAGAUAGUAACAGCCCUCUCGCCAAUCUACAACGGCUCAUCUUCGGUAGACAUGGGCUGCCAAAUUUGCUCGUGGUAUACUGGUAUAUCACGCUACCGGGAGUGAUGUGUUGUAUAGCCCUCAUGGUGGUGUUCAUUCGACUCUGUGCCGUACAUACACCGAGCAGCAAUCCACACCUACCGCGCAAUAGGAAGUUUGCGCAGAGUAUAAAACAGCCAGUUGCUGUACUCAAAGAGGCUGUUCUUUUUAGUGACAUUCGCUAAUGACGACGUCACGGACUCUGUUCGUUGCCGACAGAUCAUGUAUGGAAGAACGGACAAUUUUUGUUCCCGAGUGUUGCUUUUCGUUAUACAUUAUACUGAUUAUUGGCAAUGCAUAUGCAUGUCGAGUUCUGGAAUGAUACUGGAUAAUACGCCCGUUUCCUA